AUGGUGAGGCCACAUCCGGCGGUUUGGAAGGUGAUGCACGGGCUGUUCGUCCUUUACCUUCUCUUCCUCGUGUUCUUACUCUGCCAGGAGACGAACGAUGCGAGAUCAGUGCUGCAGUUCUUAUCACUUGACCUUGGCGUAGAGCUGCCAGAGAGAGCGUACGGGGAGGACUGCAGGAUACACACCCCUGAGGACCCGGACUCGAGGUUCAGGGUGCUGCGAGACACUGUGUUUGACGAGUUCUUUGUCGGACACAUCCUGGGAUGGUACGGCAAAGCGAUCGCUCUCAGGAACAUGAAGCUGCUCUGGGCGUACUCGGUGCUCUUUGAACUGAUGGAGCUGACCUUCCAGCACUGGUUGAGGAACUUCAACGAGUGCUGGUGGGACUCAUGGGUGCUGGACGUGGCAUUUUGCAACUUUAUCGGCAUUCACUUCGGGAUGAUGACGGUGAGAUACAUGGAGGGCAGGAUGUACGACUGGACGGGGACAGGCAAAAAGAAACGGAGAAGGGGGCUAGCCGAUCGGAUCAAGCCAUUCCUCGCGGUGUUCACGCCAAAAACCUGGGAUACGUACUCAUGGAGCCCGACUUCGAGCCCGCUGCGCUUCUUACAGUGCGCGUUUGUUAUCAUCCUCUGCCUUGUGUUCGAGCUCAACGCGUUCUUCCUCAAGUACGUUCUGUGGAUUCCACCUCCGCACGUGCUGAACCACAUUAGGCUCGCGCUUUGGUUUGGUAUGGCGAACGUAGCCACGCGAGAGUACUACGUCUUCAUUACCUCAAGACAAGGCAUGGCAUUGACAAAGAUGGGUGCCAACGCAUGGCUGACAAUCGCUGUUGCUCUCGUGGAGAUCAUGAUCACAAUAAAACAUGGAAGGGGCAUGUUUGAAGCCCCUUGGCCGACACAUGUGCUCGUCUUCUGGUUCAUCUUUCUGGUAUGCACAGCUGUUUGGCUUGUGCGUUGGCAGUUGCAGCUGAGGACGUUGCCAAAGCGAGAAUGA
This is a messenger RNA of Micromonas commoda, 996 nucleotides long. RefSeq lists its product with no specific name. NCBI's taxonomy places the organism in Eukaryota, Viridiplantae, Chlorophyta, Mamiellophyceae, Mamiellales, Mamiellaceae. Gene Ontology annotation, molecular function: L-serine-phosphatidylethanolamine phosphatidyltransferase activity. Bases 1 to 996 code for a protein of 331 amino acids. The record is from RefSeq and is a predicted model, not a curated record. Gene Ontology annotation, biological process: phosphatidylserine biosynthetic process. The transcript has a single exon.